This is a messenger RNA of Cinara cedri, 31849 nucleotides long. The record is from the annotation of a GenBank genome assembly. Lineage: Eukaryota; Metazoa; Arthropoda; Insecta; Hemiptera; Aphididae.
UAAUAGAUAUAAUGUAACAAGAGGAUUAUGUGUUUCACGCGAUAUGUACGUUUACGUCUGUAAAAUGAUAAAGUGAGUAAUUUUAUAGUUUUUAUUAUUGAUUUUUAUUGUUCACCGACACGUUUAUAAUGUUUGAUAUUUGAAUACGACCGUCCAUUUGUGCAAUACCGUACUUUUUUUUACUAUGAUUUUUAAAUCGUAUUAUUUUAUUGUUUCAAAUUAAUAUGUUUAUAAUUAUUGUAUCCAACGAUAAUUUAAACCCCAGCUACUUAAAACAUUAUAUUAUUAACUUAAAAAAAUAUUAGAUUUUAGGUAUACUACUCUGUAUUUGUGUUAAACAAGUGGAUUGUCAUUCUACCGGUCUUUCGGGUUGAACCAAACGAGCACUGGGUUUUGUAGAAAAAUGAGUCUUACUAUUUAAACAAAAAUUAAACGGGGUUGUUCGUACCACGAAGCGUUUUAUUUUAGAAACGGUUUACAUAAGGUACAAAUAAUACACAAUACGUUGUAUUUGUACGGCGGACGAACGGAAAUGGAUUUCACAAUACCGAGAUAUGUAGUCGCCUCUAGCGCAAAAAUGUAUACCCUGUAUUUUUGAAGGGUAAAUGUGAAUUUACUGAAAUUUUCGGUGUGCUUUUUUAUUAUUUUUUAAAAUCCAGUACCUUACCAUCUCAUUUUAAAUGAUUUUGUUUACACAGUAACAUUUAUUCAGGUAUUUUUUAAUCUUUAAGAUGUACAAUAUGGGAACAUGUCUCAUGGAAAUUAAAGUACUGUAGUGAUGUGUCAUGAUGUAAUUGCGUGUGUGAUAAAGUAUUAUAUUCAAGCGAUUUUGAGUAUUUUUAUUUCAUUAACCUUAUGUAGUUGCAAUAAUUUAUUCCCAACUUUAAAUAUAAAAAAUUUCAACAUUUAUUUAAAAAAAAAAAAACAAUAUUUCGUUGUUUAUUAUGUUAUUAUAAUUUUGUUUUGUUUCUUUAAAAAAUAGAAUUUAAUCUUCUUAUAAGUAAAAUAUUAUUUCUAAAGUUUAAGUAUUUGUGACAUAUUUUCUUUCUUUGUACUUAGGUACUUAACCAAAAUCAAUAAAUGACGUAUCAUGUAAAGAUUAAGAUAUUCUGACGAAUGGUUAAUGUAGAAUUAUACGAUACAUAAUUUGUGUAAAUACUAUUAUCAAUGUUUGAUUGUUAUUUUUUUUUUGUGGUGCGCUCUAUUGAUAUCAAUAUGUUAUAAAAUGGUGGCGCGCUCUAAUGAUUGAAUAUUAUAAUUUUGUAUAUUUCUAUUAUAAAAUCGAUGCAAAUGUAACCAUUUUUAAUGUUUAUUGUUCAGUUUGUUUUUAAAAUGCAAAGUAUUCAAAAGUGUCUACAAUUCGAGUAAAUGUAUAGUUGAAAAAAUAGCAUAUUACCUAUAUAAACAUAAUUUAUCUAUUAUUAUAUUUUCCUCGCUGCAUCUAACACUAUUUAUAAAAAAAAAAAUGUUUACAUACAGGGCGAUUUACUAAGCAUGCUCACUGAAUUUGUUUGGUUAAAUUUUAUACAUAUUCAAAUUCUGAUUUUCUGUAUUUAAAGCCGAUAUUUUUGAAUGCUUAGAUUUUUCACAAUACAUAAAAAAGUAUUCUGCGGUGAUACCAAUGUGGGUUUUCAAAGAGAACAUAUAUUAAAAAUUCCAUAAAUAGACGGAGUUUUACUUUAAAUAAAUUUCGACAUCAACAUUUUUGAUCUCCGUCAACCCGUUAACGAAAUAUUCCACUUUUAAGUUUAGGUAGGAAGAGAGUAUUGAAGAACUAAUAAAACGCUGCGUACCGUCCGCCCACAUUAAUGAUACUCCACUACUCUUCCUCUACCUAAACAUAAAAGUGAAAUAUCUCGUCAACGAGUUUACGGUAAUCAACAAUUUUAAUAUCAAAAUUUAUUCAAAGUAAUACUUUAUUUAUGUAUGGAAUAUUUAAUACAAGUUCUAAUUUAAAAAAACCAAAGUUGGUAUCACCACAGAAUACUCCUUAUGUUAUAAUGUUAUAAAAAAUCUAAGUAUUUCAAAAUAUUGGCUUUGACAAUACUUAAAAAUUUAAAAAAAUCAGAAUUUCAAUAUAUGCAAAAUUUAACCAAAAAAAAAAAAAAAUUGGGCGAUUACGCUUAGAUAAUCACUCUGUAUAUUUAUUUAUCAAGAAUCAAAACGAAGUGUAUUUUUUUAAAAUUCGAAAACUCAAAUUGUAUUUAUUAUCAUGAGAAAAUAAUAUAUUCGUAUUUAGGCUUUGUGUUAAUGAACCAAUCGCGUAAGUUGAAACGUUCCGUGGUUUGAAAAUAAAAUCCAAACGUUUGAAGUCUAAUCGAAUUCCCGUACCUGGUUUAAUUUACGUGCUUGUAAUAAAAUUAAUAUUUUAGCUUUCAUUAUCAAUCAAUUUAGUAGUUUUAAUAUACGUAAUGAGCAUAAUAAUUAUUUGAUAGGUAUACAUAAUUUUAACUAGCUUCUUAAUUAUUAUCAGCUGUAAAAUGUUUGCAGAUUAGUGAUAUAAUUAUAAUCGUCGUUUUAAGUACUUCAGUUUAAAACAACUUUGGGGUAAAGACCUUCACAUUACCAUUAAAUUUUAAUAUCAAUUCGCGAAUAGUAUAAAACAUAUACUAAAAUACUUACUCCAUCCAAAAACCGUCGAGUUGAAAACUAUUAAGAAUAAAGAAACUUACCGUUUAUUGAUUACCUUUUACGGUUAAAAAAUAUUAUUAGUAGGCAUUUUUUUUUUUUUUUUAGAAUAAUAGUAACUUAUUACCCAUCUACUUGCGUGUGACUGUUCAAUUUCGCUAGCUAAUCAUUAUUCAUGGAUAAGAUUAAUGAUUUUUAAGUUACAUUAUAGCGAGAAAGUCGUUAAAACAAAAAUUUAAUGCAGCUUAAUGUGUUAAAAUUUCAUAAUCACUGUUAAUAAUAUUAACAGUUUGUAUAGGUAUUAGGCACCCAUUCGCAAUCGGUAAAUAUACAAAUCACAAAUCCAUAUAGGUAGGUUCACCUAUUUAUUAACAUGGUCAAAUCAACAUUUAUCGUGUUUAAAUUCCAUACGACUUUUCAUGAAAAUAAUAUUUAUAUUAUGAGUUUUUGAAAUGUUUUAGAGCAUUGAUUUGCGACCUCGUCGUGAAUAAAAUGUAAUCGUUUUACUAUGUUAUUGUCUUCAGAUUUAUUUAUUGGCAAUUACAGACAGCUGAUUGUAUUUAUACUGUGGGGGGGAUUUACCCUUAACUAUCUUAAAUCAAAUAAACCGAUAAAUUACUUAAACAGGGUGAUUUUAUCGGAUCAUGAGUACAUAUAUAGAGAAUUAUAUAGAAUCGUUGUACGAAGUACGAUUUGCUUUACAAAAUGUCCAAAAUUGUACCUUUUAUUCCGUAGUUUCACGCACAGUAAAUCCUUUUAAAAUCUAAUAGAAGUAGGAUUUUAAAAGUUUUAAAAACCGUUAAAAUACAGCUUAAACAAUUCCAUUGUAAUCAAAAUUUUCCGAGAAAACUAUUGGACGGUAAUUUUUGAUGGCAAUGGUCACGUAAGGAAUUUAUUCUGUUUUAGGGGUGUUUGCAAAAAUUAAUUUGACAAUAUCUGCAAAUGUGUAAGUUUGAAAUUUCUUAGGCCAAAAGACUCCCGAAAAAUUGUACUCUAUUCAUCUGAAUACUUAAUAUUAUUUAAGACAAUCACAGUUUUUACAAAAAAAAAAAACUAUGUAAAUCAUCUUUUAAAUAUAACUAUUAUAAUAUUUUCGAAAGAGUUUUAUUUUGUUAAUAUGUAAAUUACCUAUGUUUACUUUAACCUUGGUUUUAAAUGGUAAGAAUGAAAUGGACAUUUAUGUCUAUUAUAAUAUAUACUAUAGUUGGCCCAACCCAUUGUUUGUUUGACACUUAAAAAUGUACGACAAACAGCAUGAUAAUUUCAAAUGUUGGGGCUACCUUCCUUUUCAUCAAUCACUGUAGUUCACUACCUACCUAUUCCGAUUCCGUAAUAAUGGACGUCGAUUUAUACCCUUCUUCGUGACGGUGGAAAAAAAAAUAAAAAUAAAGUGAGCCUAACGGAAUAAAAAAAAUAGUGGAAUAGAAAGCCAAAAUGCAUUAAAUAAAUAUGCUCCGGUGAGUAUUCGAUUGAAUUGACACGCCUGACGCGGUUUCUUCGAAUAUAUGACCGCUGACGGGAGACGUUACUUUUUUUGUGGCCGCCACUAUCGUCGAUCCAAAAUCGUUACCCAUAACAUCCGUUACUCCUUUAAGUUUUAUUUAAAUCUCUUUCAAUUAUCAAAGUGUGUUGUGGAAUGAGUACCUAUGUUUAGUUCGCGUUAUACUCGCCGCUUUCAAAUGUCCAUUGUUUUCGCUGAACAUUCUACAUAUAUUAUAAUAUCCACACCACACAUACACACUAUGAGUGUAAUUCUCUGUGUAAGGUUUUAGAGACAAAAUGUAGAAAUAACCGCGGGCGCAACUAGGGUAAAGUUGUUUGACGUGAUAGAAACUUAUAUUCUCGACAAUAUUGCUAUAUUUAUACAGAGUAAUCAAGAUAACGGAAAAAAAAUCAUUAUCUCUGAAAGUAUUUACUUUUUUGAAAUUUGUUUUUUUUUUUUUUUUAAGUACAUUUAAGAAAUAAAUAGUUAUAAAAUGUUAAAAAAAUCAGGAGCUUGGAAACUUGGUUCCCGAAUACUCAGUCAAGCCCCCCUGAAUCAAGUCAUCAUCGAGUAAACACAGUUACUAUACUAAGCCAAUACUGGUGUUAGUCACUCAAAAAUGUUUGGAUUAUUUGCACUCAAGUUAGAGAGUGACUUGUGUAGAAACUUAAAAACAUUGCGAUUUGGUUCAAAUUUUUAAAAUUGUCAAAAAUGUUCGUGAUUACUUAUUUGUUUUAAUUUUUCAAUCAGAUUUUAAAAUACAUACUAUUUCCCGACCUUAUCUCUUAUAAGAUGGUAAUUAUAAUAGUCGUUAUUUCCUUUGGAUUACCCGAAACAAUUUUUAUAGGUUAUAAUAUUACGGUCACGGGUGUAAUAUAAACGUCGCCGCAUCCGUUACCUUAUACUUAAUAUAUUGUGCUAUAUAUAUGCUAUAUAAGUACUGAAAAAUAGAAAAUCCUCUAGAGACAUCAUUCCGUAUAUGACCAUAUAAUACAUAACACAUAAUUCUUAUCUUUUGUUGUACAUAAAAAUUUAAGUAUGUAUGUAAGCCUUAAAAAUAUAUACCUAUUGUAUUUAUACGACCCACAAUAUGGUAGUGGCGUAUUUAGGUCGCGGCUACCAAUAAAUGGCUAAAUAGAGGGCCACAGAAUUUUGAACAUGAAAUUAAAAAAAGAUAAAAAGUACUGAUACUGAGGAUGAGAGCGGCCACUGUUGUAGGUGUGAAGUUGGGAAGGUAAUAGGAUACAUAAGGUUAUUUCAUUUGUAUCUGUAAGCAAAGAUUGGUAUUCGUGAUCCAUUUGUAUUAUGGUUGAUUUCAUUUGUCAUUAAUAGAAAACAGAUUGUUAAAGUUAGAACUUUAUUUCGGAACCUUUAAUUAUUCUAUCUGGUGUUGUACAAGACUCACACUUAGCUCCAAUGCUAUUUAUAUUAUUUUAUUAAUGAUUUAGAUUAUAUAAACUCUCGUAAACUACUGUUUACGGAUGAUAUACAAUUAAUAAUUUUUAAUUUUUUUUCUAUCGAACUAAUAAACAUCAUCUACUAAACCAUUAGUUAUUAAUAUGUACAAAAAAAAUUUAAUCAUAUAUAAAAUAAAAGUUAGGUUGCAUUAAGUAUGACAAAGUUAUCAUAUUAUUAAUUUAAUUAGUAUUCAAAUUAAAUGUUCGAUUCUCGAUUGAUUUUAUCGUAAUGAUAAUGCAGGCACAGAGAAUUUAAUUCUGAUUUGGCUAAUUACUCUGACAACCGUAAAUAAUAAAUAAUACAUGUGUAUUAUUAUAACAAUAAUAUGAUUUUGAUUCUACAAAUUACAAUGUUCUGGUUACAUCCUAUAGGUCAUAAUAUUGCAAUUACGAAUAAAUCUAAUUGUAACACAAAAUGACUAUGAUUUAAAUACAUUGAAACAGAAUAAUUUCCGAGAUUUUAGUAAUAUAUCAGUUAAAGUAUGUAUAAUGAAAAUUCUAGGAAAAUGUGACUAUGUUUUACCACAUAGACGGGGUAAAAAAUGAUUUGGAAAACAUCGAGGAUAAAAACUAGAGACAGGUAGUUUGAGAUAGAGAAAGAUGGAAAAGUGCACUAAUCGUGAAAUAUUUUUAAAAUAGAGAAUAGAAAAUCGAGAGAGAGCCGAGUUUUUUGACAUCUGAACUAUGGGGCCGACAUGAUGAAAUUGUCAAAUUUUAGAUUUUUCAAUGUUUGAAAACAUUACUUAUUUAGGUGUUUUUUUCCUAUUUAAGAGCCACAAAAUAGUUUCCCAUGAGUCAACGUAUAAAUUACGGUCUAAAACGCCUUAAAUUUGUCAGCACGGUCUGCCAAUAUCUGAAACGACGUCGUCAAAAUUUCGAACUGCAACUUGUCAGCCAUUGGACUCAAAUUCAACCACCGAAGGGUGGCUUGUUAUUUAUAUUAUCUCAGUUGCCAUAGAGCACGAUGUCUAUUAACUGAAUCAAAUAAUCCAAAUCCCGUCGAGAAACAGGCUUAACGGUAUAAAAAAAAUAUCUCAAGUGCCCGCGUUUUGAUUUGGCGUCUAUAAGAUAAAAGACAAUCGUAGGCACGAUUGAUGUUACUUAUGAACGUUUUAUGAGAGUUUCAUAUUUCCACAACACAUAACCGAUUCAUCGCACAAUGUAUAUCCAUUAACCUGGUCCCGUUAUCAUAACAUAACCUAUAUGUUACUUUGUUUUUUUUACGUGGAGCUUUGUCAUUCGAAAAUAAAACAAAAGUCCCGUUGGCGUGCCGUAUCAUCGUUUGUAUAUUAUUCAUGUCCCACUCUCGGUUAAUGAGUCGGGGACACGCGAUACCUAUAUAAUACAUCCAUUUCAUUUAUAUUUUAUCCGAAUGUAAUUCACUUGGGAACGCUAGUGGUAAUAUGUAAAAAUAACUUGUAAAAAUUUGUAAAUAAUAAGUACCUGUUACGAAAUAGUUAAGCUUUUUUAAAAAUAUUGUCUUUUACCGUAGCUCUCCUAUAUAGGGAAAUUUAAAUUAUAUACAGUAUGCAACAAUAAACGAAUUCUGAACACAGUAGCCAGAAAUCAAAAAAAAAAAAAAAAAUAACGAAAAAUACAAUUAUUGACCAGAAAUUUAAUUGUUUUAGUAAUUUGUUAUAAAUGUGUUAAUAAUUAUUUCUUUAAUAUCCAGUAUAGAUCAAAUGAGUAAAUUGUAAAUUGCUGUUAUUAGUAAUAUAUUUCAAAAGUCUAAACAUAUUCAUUUGGUUUGGCAACCAAACUUUGGGUUAAAAUGUUGCAGCCCUGUACUUAAUUUUUAAAAGAAUUCAGGCCUUGGCCUGACCUUAACAUAGGAUUUGGUGCCACUGUUUAGGGGUAUAUAAUAGUGGCGAAUCUAAUUUUAGACUAGAUAGGCUAGUAAAAAUAAUUUAAAAAAACUGUUUGAAAUAAAAUAAAUCUAAAAUCAGCGGCGAAAAUCUAAACACUUAAUUCAAAAGUGCCAAAAACAAUCCUCCGAACGCUGCCAACGAAGCUGCAAACAUGUACACGUUGGCCAUGUUUAACGUAUUUUCCAGGAUCGUUACUGCAAAAAAAAAAAAAUACGAUCAAUAUAAGUGGUAUAUUCUAUCAAAAUUGAGGAGAAUGUCUACAGUUUUUAAAUAUGGACAUUUUUACUCGUUUUAGUAAUAAUAAUGUCUUAGGUUUGUUCCAAAACAUGUUCAAACAUCACAGAACUGAUGGCGCACGUGCAGUAGAAUUUUGCCCUUCUAACACCCCAAUUACGCAACCGCAAAUUGUCAUAAGGUAGAAACCUAGAAUGUGUGAACUAAUGCUACCAAGGAUCUAAUAAUUGUUUACAGAAUAAUUUGCUACAAAAUAUAAUAUGCGACGAGUACUUUAAUACUAUGACUAAAAAACAAUAAUAAUAAUAAUCGUUGAAAUAUUGAAACUAAAAGAACUCACUUGCAGACAGUAAUCCUAAACAAGAUGAUAUAGCUCGAACCAAGGCGAUUUGCCCGCGAACGUUGAUAAAUUUCUUUAACGGAAAAACACCCAAACAGAACACCGUGUUUCGCAUUGAUUCGUAAUAUCCUAGAAAACGUUCAGAUAAAAAUACAAGUUCAUAAAUAUAAUAAUUCAUAUUUAUAGUCGUAAAAAUAUUUUUAAAAAAAAACCCUUACCUCGCGUAAAUCCAUAAAGUCCAAAACACGGUAAUAUGUUUACGAAAACGUUAAUAGUUUUAGAACACAAGAGCAACGAUAAGCUGUUGGCAAAUAACACCAAGCACACGUGGUACAUGGGAACGCAUGUUGACGAAGUUUCGUGCAACAAAAAGCCUACUCCUCGACCAACCAACAAACCCAAACAACCCGCGAUAAGAGUAAUCAUUGCUUCUGCGGACGUUUUCUGCCCUACGAUACCUUUACAAAUUACAUAAGAAAACAUAUGCAUCAAUAUGAAUUGUAUUAUAAGAAUAGUAUGCAAAAAUAAUAUUAUUAUCAGUGUCUAAAGAUUAGGCCUUGUCGUUGUAACUAAAACUACAUAUAAUACACCGCAUGCUAUAAGUGCUGGUAUAAAUUGAAACCCAUUAAUUAAUUAAUGCCACUGCUGAAGGACUGUCUGGGUCUUCCAUUCGCAUUUCCACGUCUUAGUAGAUACCCGAUGGACGAUGAGAUUCACUUAACUUUUCAGUAUAGAAAAAAUAAUGCUUCUUCCAGAUAAUAAUUUUCCGUCGUUUCAUUUGUAAGUAGUAAGUUUAUGUAGAUAAAAAAAAUAUUUAAAAAUAGCAUGGUUUUUAUAUUUCAAUGAAACCUUUUAGAUUCUGAGUAUACAGAAGAAUGUACUAAUUUUACAAAGAUGUUUAUUUUUUUUUUUUUAUGUGAAAAACUUUACUAUUAGCGAUUUUACUUCAAUUUAUACUAAUAGUACUUUUUCCGAAAGGAAAUCUGACGGGGAAAGUACUUUAAGAAUGUCAUUUUUCGAUUUUCUCAAGAGUUUUUCCAGCAAAUGUGAAAAUUUGGGAAACAGCAUGAAAAUCCAUAAAUCCGUGAAAAACGUAGAAAAAGCGAGAAAAUCGGUACAAUAUUAAAGAAAUAUUAUUAAAAAAAAAAAAUCCCUAUUUUGUUAUACUACCAUAAUUAUACAUAUAUAUUAUUGACAAUGCAUUACUAUUGCCUCCACACAAGAGGAGUGGUUUAUCAGGAACAAUGGUUUAUCGUUGUUUACAGAUAUACAUUGAAUUCCCUUCUGUAUCCUAUCUUUCCAACUAUAACAAUCUACAACAGUGGCUGCACCCGUUCCCAUUAUUCUAGGACAUCUUUUUUUUUCUGAAAAUUUGACUUUCUUGCGCAUAGCUGUACUAUAAUAUGAUUCGCUACCAAGGCGAAGUUCAGACCCAGAUUCAUGGAAAAAGAGCAUGGGAAUAUUUAUUAUUUUUAACGUGUUUUUGUAUUAUCAGAGUUGUAUAACAAAAAUAUGUCUGCACCAUUUCACUGUGUUUAGUUUUAGGCUGACAAUGUAUGCUUUUUAUUUGUGACCCCCAUAGGUUUUUUCACCCUCAAUACGGUGAUGUCAUGUAAAGUAAAUACAAAUCAAAUUAUAGUUUACCUUUAAUAAAAACAAAUGGUAUUAAAUAUGAACUUUCAACCAGAGCUUCACUCACUGCGAACGCAAGAAAUCUUUUGUGGCGCCAAAUUGACAUGUUAAACAUUGAUUUCAGCACUCGUGUCACGGCAAUUGAGCACAAUCUGAACCGGUUAUGUUUCUCAUCGUUGACAUCGUCAACGGUUAGUACCGAUGUCAGAACCGGGUUCGGAUUCAGUUUGUGCUACACACAGAACAAUCGAAAUAUGUUUUAAAUAUAUUUUCCAUUGUAAACAAAAAUACAUAUUUUUGUAUUUUUUGAACAUUAUUUUUUGUUAACAUCAUAUCAUUAUAAUAGUUAGUUAUAAAUAGAGUUAUCACGAUUAUUUAAGAAAAUACUAGCAAUUAGGGAAAUAUAACACAUUCUUUCGGAAGUAAUAGGAAUUGUUUUUUUCACCAAUUAUUAUUAUUGUUAUUGUUAAUAUUAUUAUUAAUACGGAUAGGUUUUUAUUGCCUAAAGAAAUUUUAUCGUGCAAAAUAUUAGAGUCUAACUAAGGUAACCCAUUAAUAAUAAUAUUCUUAGUGUAUCGGUCUCACUCAGAUGUCUCACUAAUAAUUUGGUAUGGCAAAUUAUUUGGUGAGUUGUCUGAAGGGUUUUUGGCGUCGCCUUCUAGCCGAACGAUUUUGGUCUUUAGAGAAGACAAUUCUCCAUAGAGUAACGAGUUUUCUUGUUUCAGUUCAAUAAUUUAGGAAAAUAUGGUCGACAAAUUAUUACACAAUUCAGAGAAACUGAGAAUCCUGUGACUGAAUUAAUUUCUUAAGAGAAGCGAGGAGAUCAAACCGAUUUUUUCGCAACGAAGUUAUAGCUUUCAUAAUAUCAGCGUUGGAUGUUCCCAACAUUUUGAAGAGAAUACAAAAUUUAAUUUUUAAAAACGUAUGAGUUAUUUCACUACAAUUCUGGAAUGUAAUAUAGGGGAGUUUAGAAAAAAAAGCAGGUGAAAAAAGCAUAUGGAAAAAGUAGAAAAAAAAGCAAGUGGUAAAAAAGUAUUUAUUUUACACAUUAUAAUACGACGUCCUAGGAUAAUAGGAUUGGGUGCACUCACUGUUACAGGUAAUUUAAUGUAUACCUAAAAUUAACGAUCAACCAUUGAUAACGAAAAAAAAGCGGACUCUAAGUGGAGUUUAGUUAAUAGUGAUGUUUUGUCAACAUUAUUAUAUAUUAUAUAUUACAUAUAUAUACAUUAUAUAUUAUGACAUAUUGUGGUAAAAUAAUUAAAUAGGUAUUGUCAAAAUAUGUUUUAUGUACCGAUUUUCCUACUUUUUUCUUAAGUUUUUUUCAGUUUUCUCCAUUUGUUGAGAAAAAAUGUUGGGAAAAUAAAAUAAUGACUUCCUUAGAGUACCUCCGCACUCCAAUUUCCUUUCAAAAAAGGCGCUACACUUAAAAAUCGGAGCAAGAUCUCCGGUAGUAAAGUUGUCCACAGAAAAGAAAAAUACACAUCUUUGUAAAACCAUAAGCUUCUUCGCUCCAUUCGGAAUCUAAAAUAAGUAAUAUUAUUUGUUAGUACUACAUAUUUAAUAGUAUCAUAUAAUUUUAUAUGUCUCCGCACUAUAAUUUUAAUAUCAUUGACUAUAUUAUAAAUUCAAUUAUAAUAUUUUAAACGUUUUUACAACAAUAACUAACGGAAUUUUUUUUUUUGAAUUUAAUACAAUUAUUGUUUUUCUAUACUUAUACUUGAUGUAAUGUACUAUUAUUUCAUAUGACUUAUUAAAUAUAUACUUUUAAAUUUAUAAUGCACAUAUUGGUUUUUAAAAAUAAAUAGUUAUAAAUUAUAAACCAUACUUGUAUAAAACAAAAUUUGUUUUCUCCAGUUGUUCUUAUUUUGAAUCAAACAUGUUUAGAUAAUUUAUUUGUUCCACAAUAUGCUAUGGCCAUAGAUUUAUUUCAUGUUGAUAUAUAUAUACUUUGUACUUGGCACUACAAUAGUAGUCAUUUUUGUUGCAUUCUAUUAUGAACUGCAGAUUUCGAUAACUUGCUCCGAUAAAUAUUUUUGUGAAAACGUUUUUGAAAUAUUCUAAUUGAAUAUGUAAUGGUAUUAAAUUGUAUUAAAAAAUGGUUAAAUAACUAUGAUAUAGUACUAUAUAAUAUGUAGUACUAUUCAAUAAUAUUACUUUUAUAUUAUAAUAUGCCUACCUUAUGUAUUUUAAUAAGUAAAAAAAAUAAAUUGCUUUUUUUCCGUAUGCUCGUUUUUCACUUGCUUAUUUUUCUCAACCCCAACAUGGAUAAUUAAAUAAAAUGUUUUAAACACAUAUUUAAAACACUAUGUAACAUCGAUUUUAAUAUAAAAUUUUUAUCGAACGGCUAUUUGUGAAAAUUACAAAAAUAACUAAACCUGUUUUGUUCUUCCUAAAACUACAGUCGAGAGUAUAAUUUAUCGAUUUAACUAAACCUAACUUAAAUAUCCGGUGAAAAAUCCUCCAAAAAUAAUUAUACUACGAAUUCUGAUGAUAAUAAUAAUAUGAUUUAUAAACCCAUUUUUAUUUUUACAUAUAUUCGUUUUUUAAUUUAAGACACCUUAAUUAUUUAGAAACAUUAUUUAUCUGUAUUGUAAUAAUAAGGUGUGAUGAUAAUUUUAUUGUAAAACGGAACUUCUAUUGCGUCGCUAUACAUAUAUCAGGCAUUUUAUCAAUGUAAAACAUAAUAUUAUUAUAAUAAUGUGUACCGAUUUUAAGUUGGCCGCCAACAACAUGAUGUUACUCUCGAACAGUAUGUCGUGUCGGUACAUCGGUCGACCACCGAUCGUUCGGUCUUUAAAUAUAUUCGUCAAGUUCCGAACGCACGUCCUUCCGAUUAUUUUGUUUUCGUACAGCCAAAUGGCGUUAAGGCCCACAGGCUCAUUGUCGCUGCGAGAACUGCACAACGGCGUUUGCUCCGUUAUCGGCAUGAAUCGUGAUCUGAAAAUGGUAGUUACCAGAAACUGUAAGCAUUGAAGAAAGAAACAAAAACUAACUAGACAAAUUCCAACAUUUUAGAUAAUUAUUAUAUGCUAUUACAUUUUUAAUUAUGCGUACGACAAAAAGAUGUCGUUUUUUUUAAUUAUUAUUAUCUUAAUUACAAAUGUUCAUUGUAAAACAUGUGCUAGAUAAAAAAAAACUUCAAAAUUAAAUAUUCGCCAAUUAAUACGAAAUUUCAUUAAAUAUUCUGAUUGUAAUUGAAAAUUUAAUUUUAAAAUUAAAACAUAAAUUUAAAUUUGAUACAAGUUUCAUGAGGAUAAAAAUAAUAUAAUUUAUUUUUAUCAAUGUAGAACAAAACAAAAAAACUUAGACAACUUCAAAACGGCCAUUAAUAACUAAAAAAAACGAUAGGCUGUUUCUGAAAAUUGCACCUCAAAAAAUUACCUCAAUGCACUUACUGGACAUAAUUUGCUACCAAAAACCACCCCUGAAAUUUAUGACAGGAGCAAGAUUUCUGGUAAAAAUGCAGCUAACAGAUAAACAACAGAAUCUAAAAUAUGUUUUUUACUUUUUAUUGGCGACUGUGCCAACAAAUCCACCAGAUACGUGACGUUGAAAAUUCGCAUGUUCAGACGUUUCGUCACAGAUGAUCAACGGAACGGGCGUGGUGACCAGUAACCAAAUUAUCAGCGUAAAACACAUCGAAACUAUAUGUACAUUGAUGAUAAUUAAUUAAUUUCACAUCGUAAUACAAAUUAUAUAAUUAUAUGCAACUGUUGAACAAUUCAAUUCUGGCAUAUUGUAUGGUUAUACCGACCUAAAUGAAGGUACAUUGACGAUUUCCAGUCGACACGGAUUAUUGAGAAUUCCGUAAUAGGGGGUAUUAUCAGCAUGCCUACUGAACUUCCCAGUUGCAGGCACAAAUGACCGUAUUGACGGUUGACGAGGAACAACGAAGAUAUCAGAACGACGAACGCGGUUUUAAUCAUUCCGAUUCCGAUGCCUAUAAUCGAAGUAUUUUAAAUUCUAAUCUAAACUGUUGAAAUUAAAAAAUAAAAAAUAAAUCCGUAUGGGUGUGCUACUCUUGUAUGUGGGAAGUUAGUAAUUUAGGAUAAUAACAUAUUGUAUAUAGAAUGAUUUAAUUGAUAAUUGUUAGCAAUGAUAUGAAUUGUUGUUAUUUAUCAAUAACUCAGCAUUCAACAUGCUUUCGAACGUUUUCGAGAAACCAAUAAAAUGUGUCUCCAGAAAACUAGAAAAAACCACGAAACACUACGCUUUUUGUGAAUUAUUAUUUCAUAUUAUUAUUAUUUUAUUAUGAUACACGGUUAAUUAAUUUUCGUCAAAAAUUUAUUCUCAUAUCGAAGGAAGGGGUUUCUAUUUGAAAACCAAUAGUAUAUACUCAGGCACAAUGAGUAGGAGUAACUAAUUCAAAAUAGUUUUAAUAUGCAUUUCAAACGUUUCCAUAAUGAUGGAAAAAAAAAUUAAAUUUAUUUAGAAAUUUUCCAAGAAAAUGGUUGAUGCAUUAUAAGUGGAACAUUCUAUAUUUUAUAAUAUUUUGUUAUUUAUCUAUAUUCAUAACUCCUCAUGCUCUUGCAUGGUAAUAAAGGAGCAACGCGUCCGUUACUUUGAGUUGUUAAUUUAUAUAAAAUAGAUAUGGACUGAUAUUAUAUGAUUAUAAGAUGACGUUUAAUAUACGAACAAAGAACAAUCGGUGUAUUUAAAUUAUGUCAUUUUAAACUUAUCAACUAAUUAUUUCUGGAUUUACCUCCGACAACGGCAGCCAAAACAAAAUAUAAUUGUUCGACAGGUAACUUUCUUUCGGAUAAUAACAAUAACGUCGUUAUCCACGUGACGGAUAAUACACUGCCGAAAAAUAAACAAUAUCGAAAACCGUACCGGUUGAUAUACGCACAUGUAAACGGUUCUGUAAACAGAUAGUUAUUGAACAUAGGAGAUUGUAAAAUUAUAAUACAGCCUUUAAAAUAAUAAACAAUACACAAUGCGGCAAUACAUAAUCCUCCGUGGGUUAAAGUUCACUCCCUAAUUCCUUUUUUUUUACUCUUCUCAAAACUUCUGGAAAUAUGUACAUGGCUUGAAAAGAACAACUCCCAUCUCGAUCUCUGUAUAGUACCUAAACUAAUUUUCAUUUAGAACCCGCUAAUCUUUUCUCCGACCACUCUGGGUCUAUUUUUACUUUCCAAAGGUAGAGCUCUAAAAGUUAUUGAUUUUAUCAAGCGUAAUACUAAAUAUUAGUGAUGGACAACGAUAUAAUUUAGGGUACCGAUAUCGUUCCGAUUUUCGCGAUAUUGUAUCGCGGUAUCGUAAUGUAUCCUGAGUUGUAUGAUAUCGAUAUCGUAUCAAAAAUAUAUUAAUACUAAUUCAAAUAUUACUAUUAGGUAUUUUAAAUAUUUUAUUAUUAAAUAAAAAUAAAUACAAAUUUUGAAAAAUAUUAUAUAAUAUUUUAAAUUUUAAAUGAAAACUAUUUUUAUAAAAAAUGGGUUUUCAAAUAUUUAAUGUGUUUAUUUAAUCUUAUAAUCUAAACUAACGAACAUUUAUAUAAUUAUGUCACACGACGUCACACCGAUGACAUAAUUUAAACCGUGAAUCAAAUUAUCCAAUGGUAUUUAUAGGUGCCUUGUUCAAACAUCAAACGUAUUUUAUCAGUGAGAAAAAUGUCAUAUUGAAUACAAAAAUAUAAGCAAACCGAAAAAAAAAGUAUUUUUAAACUAUAAAAAACUACGUAAUACAUAACUUUACGGUUCUAGGUCACUUUGUAUGGUCUGUAAAAAAAAACACGGAACGUGGACACUUUGUACUAUUAUAAACACAAUAUUUAUAAUACAUAUACAUAGCAUAUAUUAUACGUUAUUAAACAUUAUAUACAUUAUGCAAAUAGUAUAUAUAGAAUAAAUAAAAAGCUUAGACUUUUUAUUACGGGAUGUUUGAUACUGAGGAUGGGUUAAUUAUGACCAAUCCAACAGCUUUAUCCAUAUAGUAGGUACCUAUCAAAAAUUAUACAUUUAUAUUACUCUAUGAAUAUCUCAAAAGUGGCUAAAUGUUUUCGAAAAUUUUACCACCUCUAAGAAACGCCAAAAUAAGUGUACAUGCUAAAUUUCAAAUCUUUACGACUGUUUUUUCAACCAAAUAACAACAAAUAAACUUCCAAAAUUAAAAUGUAUAACUCAAAAUUAGCUAACAUUUUACGAAAUGCAACUUUAAAAAUCUCUUAUUAUUUACCAAUUGGAGCAAUAUUUUUGGUAGAAAACGUCGUCCGUAAUUAUUUGACAUAGUAAAAUCGUGAAAUCGUACGUUUUUUCGGCUAAAUCACUAUUCGAGAUGCGUUUCGAAAAUCAAAAAAUUACUUAUUUAAAGUGUCUUUCCACGAAAAUGACGUUUUAGAAAAGUCGCUACAUUUGAUACUUUUGAGCAAGUUUAGUAGGAGAAAACGUGUUCACAGAGUAAAAACUAUAUUUGCCGUUUAUAUGUAGAAUUUUACGUGGAUUUUUAUCAAUAAUAAUUUUCUCAACUUUAAUCAUAUUUCCCCGAUCAAAAUUAACUACCAUCAGUUUCAAAUAAAAAUAUUAUCGUUGUAUGAUAAGAAGUAACAGAGUAUUACUAUCAAUAAUAGUUGGCUCCCUCCAAACUUCCCACUCACGACUCACUCUAUCAACUUUUUUAUGAAACUAUGUAUUCUAUUUAUUUAUUCUGUAUAUACUAUUUAUAUGUGCUAAUUUGUAUUAUGUAUAAAGUAUAAAGUGUCCGCGUUCCUUGGAUUUAACAAUAGACCGUACAAAGUGACCGUUCACCGACUUGACAGAUAACAUUAUAAAUUAUAUAAUAAUAAUUUAACAUUAUCGGCCGACAGAUAUUAUUACUUAAUACUAAUCAUAGCUACAAAUAAUUCCCGAUACAGAAUAUAAUAUCGAUAUCGAAAUUUCGUCACGAUAUCGAUAUCGUAUCGAAUUAUCGAUAUUGUUGCCAAUCACUAUUAAAUAUUUCUCUUUUCCUAACUGUCUUCGGUAUUUAUACUACUCUCUGGUUCGGUCACUGCUCGUGUACGGUAUUGUUAUCUGACACUCAUGUUUUACAAAAUACCAACUAAGGCUGAAGCGAGUGCAAAAUAAAUUCACCCAAACGUGUUACCACAUGUAAGUAUUAUAUUGGUACCUACCGAUUAAAUGCCGGCACAGGCAGAUGAUGGCCAAGUGUUCAAGGGCAAGCAUCGGCCGCGAAACUUGUUCGGUCAUGCCGACCCGGCUGUCAUACAAAAAUAAAGACAAGCACACUCCGUCUAAAAUCAUAGAGGCUAAAAAACCUAACACGCAAGUGCACACCGACCAAAAACCUUCAUCGGGUGGAUACAACACCACGGGCAACCGCACCUUGCCAUUAUCCAAAUGAGGAGGUUGUCCGGUAUCCGGAACAACUUCCGUGUUCGUCAAAUACUUAUGUGCAAACUCGAUGGAAGAGUCCAUCGAGAAUAAUUUAUUGUUGAGACGCAAACUCGUUAAAAUUUACUUGGACAUGCGGCAUGCGAUCGAAAAUACCUAUACUCGUAACGCGAAAAACAACAAUUUAUUGAUUUGACGUUUUGUUGUAAAUUUAGUAUAAUAUUACGCACAAAGGUAGACAAGAUAAACGAAACGCUCGUUUCUAUGGUAUACAAAUAAACCAACUAAAAGAGGGAAAAUAAAUGCUAUCUACAAAAAGCUCGGUGAUUCACAUGGUUAUCCCUGGUUACGGAUAUAGUUUAUUCAGUUGUUCGUUUUAAAAUUAAAAAAAUAGUCCCUAUUUAUAGGAUAAGGGAAUAGAAAUAGUGAUUGUCCCUAAAGGCAUAAAUUGUAUAUAACUUGAAUAAUAAAUGUAAAAAAACAAUAGACAUUAUAAAACUGAUACCGUUCAUAGGUGGGCCAAUUGUGUUACCUGAAUUGAAAAGAUACUAAGGUAUAAUAAGUAUAUAUAGGGUAAUAUAAUAUUUGUAUGCAACGAUAAUUCACUGUAAACGAGAAACAGUAACGAGCAAAGUUCAGAUAAACAUUAAACAUAUUAUGAUAAAUUUAAAUUUAAAAUUAAUUGAAUUAAUAACUUAGUAACAAAGUAAAUUAAAUUGCUCGUAUUUUUAACGAAUUUUAAGAUAUAUUUGAACUUUAAACGCUGAUGAAAAUAAAUUAAAAUAUUUCUAUCAGAAUAAAUUUAAAAAAAUAACUAGAAAAUUUCAAAUAUCGUUAAAAUAUUAACAACGCAAAAACACGACAUGGUAUUUUUGAAAUUUGCACCACGCCUACAAAGUUAUAAUAAAUUAGGUGUUCGAGGAAAUUUCCAAGUCACUUUGAUUAUUUUUAAUCGAAUCACAACUUAAAACAAAAUAUAAAAUAACAGAAACAGUUAUUGCAUAAGUAUUCUCGGGUAUUUUUUUAAGUUAUUUUCGUAUUAGUAAGAAAACUACCAGAAAAAUAAACACGAUCUCCAACUGGAUUAAAUUUGGUACCGUCCAUGAAAUUGAUUUUUGGAGCGAGGCUUUUGGUAGAAAAAAUGUUAACGGCCAGAAAAAAAAGCACAAUAAUAUGUUGGUUUUGAAAAUCGAUAAUUUAAAAUCUAUGUUUCCAUUUUAAAAGGUAAACUUAAAAUUAUCGCUUUAAAAAUCCACUGCGUUUUUUCACUCAAAGUAGUUAAGAUAAUGAGUCAUUUUUUAAAAAAUAUAUAUAUAUUUUACUCGAUAUAUAAAAUACAUAGUUGUCUUGUUCAAAAGUAUCAAAGUCUAAACAUAUUGUACAUUAUCCUGCGAAAAUCGCAAUAGUUUUUUCCCAUUAAAAACUAUAUAUACUUACCUACUUGUCGUCUUUAACAUAUUAUUAUAUUCGCCGACGCUGUGUCAUUUUUUCAUAACACUGUUAUCAUUGUGUUUAAUCGAAAUUAUUGUAUACCAUCGACGUUUUUUUCGUAUUCAUCGCGACUGCAGAAAAUACUCAUCAAAUAUUCAUAUUAUAAAUUAUCAAUCAAAUUCAUAUUCAUAUUAUUAUUAUUUAUUAUUCAUUAUUUAUUUAUUGUUUAUUAAUUAAUAAUUCAUCGAAAGUUUUCAAAGUAAAUUUCCGUUAGUGGUUAUAUUAUUAUUAUUAUUAUUAUUACGAUUAUGAUGAUAGUGUUCUGAACCUUCGAUUGUUUACGUUCAAAAGGACGAUCGAGGAACUGUUGAAAAUAUUAUACAUCAAAGUUUCGAACAUGAUUGAUGGCAUUAGGUAUGCCGCCGCCGCGGUAUCUUUCGGUUCACGCCACGACGUCGUAUUUAAAUUUAAAAUAAUAUAUAUUAUAACCGUGAAUACUAUACUGUCAUUUCCAGAAAGCAGAAUGUUCAUUGCGUUUCAUUGGUCCGUCAUACUCUUAGUGAAUAAAUAAACGCGAAAAACGUGUCGUGUAAUUAAAACGCAAAAGCCUCGAUCAUUUACGAUUUAAACGAUUUACCUAGAUUUACCUUCACUUGUUUUUUACCAAACACAUAAUUCGAACUUAACCGUAAAAAUGUCUUUAUUAUUUUUUUUUAUGCUAACCAUAUUACUCUCUAAGAGUUUUAGCCGUCACUACAAUAUCCGGUCACUUUUCUCUGUCUCGCACAAUUUCUUGCCAAUUAUCUAUACCCAUUAAGUUAAUAUUGUGUUUUAUCCCUCCGUCAAUCCAUCUCUUUCUGGAUCGACCCCGUGUUCGGUCUCCUUGAAGUUUGCAUUCUUCAAAAACUGUCCUAACAGGGACAUUGUUUCCUCUUGUUAGGGUAUGAUCUAACCAUUCGAUUCUUUGAUUUAAUUAGGUACCAGUGCCAUGCUUUGGUUAGUUACCUAACCAAAAUAAUUCUUUAUGUACCAAAAUCUUUUUUCUGUAUAAAUAUAAAACGUGACCUGUCUGCGUCGUCCGCUAAUAAUAUAAUAAUAAUAAUAUUAUUUUUCUAUUUCAGAAAUUACCACAUUCGCUACUUAGCUUAUUUGUAGUAGCAGCAUUCGCCAUAAUUAUCUGCUAUAUACAAAUCCAAACUAUUGAAACAAUAAAAAGCAUAUUUAUAAUAAUAUAAACUUGAAGUUGUUGAAGUGUCUGUGUUUCAGGUCGAAUGACGUGUAAAAACUUCAAUUACCGAAACGUAUUUUCAUUACAAACGCGAAUAUCUACGUAUUCUUCUAUCGGUGUAUUGUAAUGACGAGUUUUUUACCGAUUUAAACUUUAUAGUAUGUUUAACACACAAUAUUUUUUAAAUAUAAUAAUAAUAACUUAUUAUCAUUUUCGAUACGGUUUUAUUGCGGAAAUCGUUAAUAUUAUCGAACAGGUUAGUAAUAAUGCACUUGUACGUAAAUAAAAUUAACAAAUUUUAGUUUAAUUUAACAAUGUUAACAAAACUGCAGUUAACUCUAAUAAUACGAAAAGUAUUUGCCUAUGUUUCCGUUUUGUUUUUACCAACGUGUGUGAAAAUUGAUAACUAAUAUUACACUUAGGUAGGUAUAAUAUUGUCACACGCUAAUUUUGAUUCCAAGGAAAACCGAACCAGUAUGUAUCAAAUUCAUCAAGUGGAAAUCCAAACAUUAAUAUUAUUUAAUUAUAUUCAUAUAAUUUUAUUAAAGAUAUGAGAUAUCACCUUUAGUUAUUAUCGUUAAAUCAUUAAUUUUAAUAAAAACAAUUCAUAAUUAAACUUCACAUUAAAUUAAUUUGUUUGUUUGGUUUUUGCUACAUAUAAUAAUUAAAGUAAACAGAUAUAAAAUAAAAUAUUUUUUAAACGUUCACUAGUAUAAUGAGAGUAUCUACUUAUAUAAUCAAUAAAAAAUUAAUUCUAUACAACUCUAAAAUUAUAGGCAUCUAAAAAAAAAAAAGUUAAAAGUAAAGGGAAGGUAUUCAAAAUGAACCGAUGGGGUUUAAGUUUAAUUUUUUUUUUUCUAAAAUAUCUUCAAUAAUGGCCUCAGAAUACUAUGAAUUAACGUUUUAUAAUCUAUCUACUGAUCCAAUAUCUAAUCUACUACUAAAUAACAAACAAAAAUAGUAAAUAACACAUUCGCUAGAUAUUUGGGGUAGAUAUACGCAGGGAUGGGCGAAAUAUAUUAAAACAAAUUCAUACUACAUACUCAAUAAUAAAUACAUUACCUUCCAGAACUGUAUUACUAUACGAGAUACUAAAUAUAAUUUCGUUUAGGAAACAUAUUUAGUAUGCAUUUUUACACUCCAUAGCCUAUGUAUGUAUUUUUUUAAAUUAAACACGUGUCCGGGAAAACUCAACAGAAUAAAUAUUUUAGUGUUACAAAGAAAAAAAAAAAGUUCUACGAAACCGGAAAGUAAUACGAGUAUACCGCACUAUUAUUAAAAUACACAUUUUCUAAACAAUAACACAUUUUAUUAUUUUUGUGGUUUUUGGAUUUUUGUAAACAUAAUAUAAAAAACAACAAAUGUACCGUAUGCUAUAAUAAAACUCGUGAUAUGUAGUAAUAUUAAUUAAAUCAUAGUAUCGUGUAUUCAAUUUAUUUUAAGUAGGUACGUCUCCGAGAUUCGAGUAUAAUGGUAGGUAUUUUAAAUUAUUAGACACCCACCACCAAAGACUCUUGAGGUUAUAGUGUACUGUAUUAUACAAUGAACUCGUAAAUCGUGAUUCGAUCAAAAGUAUAAACCAUAUAAAGGGGACUCAUUACUGCGGUACAAUUAUUCCAAGACUUACAAAAGGAAUUAAAGUCGUCCGUAUAAACUCACGGAUAAAAAUAUAAUUUUAUCAUGUAUAUCAAUCCUGAGCGAGUUGUUCUAAACUACGCGGAACUCAUUAAAGAUCAGUAGGUUAUCAUAAAAAAAAAAAAAAAUUAAUUAGGAGAGAAAGCAAUUUAAAUUAUUAUUUAUUUAUUUUUUUAAUUUACUAAAUGUCUAACUUUUUCGUUAAAAAAUAAACGGCAAAAAUAAUAACUAUAAGUUAAAACUGACUUCGAAGUUCAACGAUAAACGUAAACAGGGAGAGUUAUACCUUCCUGAGUAAUCCUGAGUCCUACCUUUAAUAUUUUGAUUCAGAUUUCAAUUGUAUGUCUAAAACCUAUUAGUCUCGACCAAAUUCUGUAUUUUCCAAUCCUUUAUACGCCUACGAGAUUAAUAAUAUAUUUUUUCUUUUCGUUGGUUUAAAAACCAUUUCAUUCAGAAAUGUAUAUAUAUUAAUAUAGAAAUUAACAUAUAAAAAAAGAUCGCAUUUGCAGCAUAUUUUAAUUUUAAAUCUAGAUUUUUAACAAAAUACCAACCCAAAAAACCCAAUAUUACCUAUAGUUAAUUUUUCAUUUCAAGAAUUCGGGUUAGAGUAUUUCAGUGUACAAUAAAACUCGAAAAGCUAGACAAUUAUUUCAAAAUUAUCUGAUCGAAAUUAAAUAAUUAAAAAUUAACGGAAUUAUUUUAUUUUUUAAAUUUUGUUCUAUUACUUACUAAUUAUAGUUCACGCACGCCUUUGGUAAGCUUUCGACUAUGAUCGUGUUACUACAUUCAUUUUUCAUUUGUCCAUCGUUCACUCACAUCCGGACAUCCAUCGAAUGUUGAUGGGGUCUACAUGAUGUUCGAUCGCUCGUCGUCAGAACAACCCAUCAUAAUAAAUCAUUAUUUGCAAUUCACGCGUGUUUGUUCGUCAUAAAUAACAUCGCGAUAAAGAUAUCUCGAGCCCGAGUUGUAUUAUACAGUAUAAUAAUAUAAUAGUUAUACAAAUAACAUACUCAUAAUAUUGUUAUUUCUUUAGGUGCACAUUCUAGAGAUACGUAAAUAAUUGAGAUAAAAACGCGACGAUGAUCGAGCGCAACAUUUCCUGUCUAGGAGACCUGUUAGAUCACAAAUUUUGUCAUUGCGACUUAUAAUAGUUACAUGCGAACUCAAUUUGUUAUUAUUAUUAAACUGCCAGUUUUAUAUAGAAAUGCGCGUUUCACGAGAGUAAAAAAUUCGAGUACUUAAUUUUUGUUUUAUGAAAUAUCUUAAUUUGUUUUUUUUUUAUAUUGCACGCGAUAAUUUAUAACACCCAUUAUACUGUUGUAGUUACAGUACGUCUCAAAUGUCCCUUGUCGCUCUAUAAAUAUCUCCGAAGAAAACCGAUUUAUUAUUAUGUAAACGUUGGUUUUUCGGAUAUAGGUAAUCUAUGGAUGAAUUCCAAUUGGGCGACGGAAAUUUAAUAAAAAAUAAUUUUUGAAUUUUAGAAUAGUAGUACCUAUAAAAUGACGGUCUUAGAACACCUUCGUCCGAACCCGAACCGGUGUCUGCUUGAUCGCCCCGAUUCUGAUCUUCCUUUCGGUGCCUGUAUGGUAUACGCAGUGAACAUUGCGAAUGAUGGGUUGGAAAAGAUUUGAAUAUUUUUGUAUACACAGGAGGGUCAGAAUCAGAUACAGGCACAAGUUCAUGAUAAGACAUAUGCGGGAAGAAGUACAGUCACGGGUGUCCUAAAACCGGCUUUUUAUAUAAACUACGGUAAUAAAAACUAUUUUAAUGAACUUUUAAUAAAACAAAAUUAAUAUUUCACACUAAUAUCCGUUAUAGACGAACUAUUUAGAUGUUUUAAUUCACCAGUUAAACUCUUAAAUAUUAUAUAACUUCGAGUUGAUAUUUAGGUACUUAAUUUUUCCAUAAUUUCGGUGCAUAUUAUAUUAUCUUAAACUUGUUGGCUCAGAAUACUUAAUUAUACAAUCCGAAUACCUUAUGCUUAUAGUUUGCGGUAUUAAAUAAACAACUUAUUUGUUUAUUUAACAAAAAUCGUUUUCCUACGGACAAAUUAAAAUAUAAUAAUACGUUUAAGGUAAAAGUUAUUUAGAGUUUAUGUUUAAGUUAUUACGAGCAUAAUUAAUUUUUUGUGGAUUAUGAAAUAUAAUUAUUACACUGUGCAAUCCAUAUAAUAAGUACGCACCACCCGCUCGUCGUCAAAGAAACAACAAAAAUCGACGGAUUUUCCGCGAAAAAAAAAACAAACAAAGAAACAAGGAUAGCUAAAAACACUGUAAAUUUAAUGGAUAUUCCAUGAUAUUUUCCUUUCAAAUUUUCGCUUAUAGGCGGAAAAUAGUGAAUUUUAAAGACACGCGUUUGAAAUUAAUUAAUUGGGCAUGUUGAACAGAGUUUAUUUGGACAUUUAUAUAUCUAUUUUUGUUUUUCAAAUGAGUAUUUUAAUAUUCUCUUCAAAACGUGUUAAAAUUUCAUAUAAUAUAAUAUGCAUUUGUAUACGUUACACAAAAGAAAACAGCAAAACGGUUUUUAAUGAUGUUUAUUGUGGAAAACAAUAAAAUUACUCGGAAACAUAAUACCUUGUACAAAAAGUAUACAGGCAUUGAAUGCGGUAUACGCCCUUUUAACAUAUCGGUGUUGAUUUAAAAAGGGCACCUGGAUAUAUUUUAGUCCGUAUUACCAACUUAAAUUUCCUGUAUAUAAAUACGCCCUUUUACCAGUCUAUACUUCUAAUUUUUCUGAUUUUUUCGAUACCAAUAUCGUAUUUUUCGGUUUUCAUUGGUAUGCACCCUUUUAAAAAAACACCAUCAACAUACUUGAUUUGAUUAUAACGAAAAAAAUCACAAGGGCCAUAUCAUUAUGCUAUAGACUCUUGAUGAAAAUCACAAACAUAGUUUACAAUUGAUAUUUAUUUAUGUAUAUGAGUAAAUAUAAACAUAAUUGUAACACCAGUCAAACGAAAUAUAAGAAUACACGUUUAAAAAAAAUAUUAUAUGAUAAUAUGUAAACACAUGUAAAUACACCAAACCCAACUUUUUAAACACGCCCGUUUAAUAAAUUUCAAACGUGUACCAAUAAAAUUUGCUAUAGGCCAGUCCCAUAAUGCUGUUAAAAUAUGCGAGGGAAAAGUUUUUGAAGAUGAAAAAUCCGUUUACUUUAUAGUUUGUUUCGUUUUCGUUGGUUUUUUUUUUUUUUUUUGGCGGGAUUUUAUCCGGAAUUUUAACGAUACCGUCCUGAUUAAAUUAAAAUAUUAAGUUACGUUUGAGACGUUGUAAAUCGUUUUAAAUAUUUAUUUACGUGCGAAUAAUAUUAAACGUGUCAUAGAUUAAUUAAAACAAUAUUUAACUCUAAUUAUCAUUUUAUAUUACAGUCUUUUCUCGGAAGACUUUUAUUUUAUAAAAGGUAUCCUAAAUAUUUAAUCCUCUCACUCGCUUCGCAUUCGCCUGCCGUCAUAUUACUUGACCGUCCCAUUAUGACUUUGCUCAAUAUCAAACUAAAUGGUUUAUUUUCAGUUACUGAGUUUUUUAAAUUGACUGGUAACGAUUUCGAUAUUACGACUCGUAGGUAUCGAUGAAAUAAAUUGUAAUCGACUGAACGAUAUUCAUGUAGGUACGUGUUUUAAUGAAAAUGUGCAUACAAAUCAUAAUUGUCCGUAUGCAUUUGUUUUCGCCGUUUUGAUCAUAAAAUUCCAUUAUAAUCAAUAUCGAGUUUUAAUAUUUAAACGGAGGAAAGGGGAGAAAAAAAACGGUUUAUAAUGACAAUUAAAAGCAUUAGAUCGCGAGUGAAAUAAUAAUAAAAACAAGGUUUAAAGUAAAAGACAUGAUUGAUUGUUCAAUUAUUCGUCAGGCCUUCGAUUCGAUAAUCGCUAUUUUUACCGAUUGGUCAGUUCUAAAUUUUACUUAAUAUUAUUCCGCUAUUAAUUGAAACCGCAAGAGGUAAUUUUUUUUUCUCUUGAUCCAUAAAUUACGUACGAGCUAAACUGAUUUGGUUUUCUUUUACAACUAUUGUCAAAUCAUUUAACGAUCGUAUUUUUAGUAUAUUUUUACAUUUUACUGUUGUUCCGUACACAAUAAACACAUUGCUAUUAUUAUCGUUAUAGCAUUUUUUUUUUUUUUUUUUUUUUAGAAAAAUGUCGAUUUACGAAACACCAAAUUAUUGAAUUUACUGUUAUUUACUGUUUGUUAAAAUGUCCGUUUCCGGCGAUGGAUCGUAAUAAAAAAAAAAAAAAAAAACCGUGGUUUUAGGUUUAAAACCGUAACGAAGUCUAAUGAAAUACGAAGAAAAUAAUCACGGUCAAUUAUUUAUUAAUAUUAUGGGAAACCGGCUGCACCCCUUGAUUGAGACUAUGUUGAAAAAGUAAAAAACAAAAACUAAAUAGAACUGUGUACCCCCUUUUAGAACGAAUUAAUACUAACUCCUUAGGCCAUUUACAUGGCCGCACGCGAUAAUAUAUAAUAACGUUACGGACAUAGGUAUUAUUAAAAAAAAAAAAAAAGCGUAUACAUUGUACGCACUGAAUUACAAAUUGUAUUUUUUUUUCUUUUUAUCGCGUGUUUACGAUAGUAUAAUACAAAAAGAAAAACUGACGUAUACGAUUUUUAGUUCGUCUAUUAUCCUAUGGCGGGGUACGGGAGUUUCGUUAAUUUUCGUAAAAUUACGUAUUAUAAAAUCACGUGUAGCUAAUCACGUUUUAAUACGCUAAAUACGAGCAAAAUCUUCUUUUUGGUCGCAUGAAGUUUUAAUAAUUUUUUACGGGCGGCAAACGAACACAAUUAUGUUUAACAUUAAGUAGUCUACGACGUCAUUCGAAAAAUGUAAUAUUUUGAGGUUUUGUUUGACUUAAAUUCAUAAAGUAUUAUACUGUAAUACACUUUUCAUAUAGGCUAGGUUAAUAAUUCAUUUUUUUUUUUUUUUGUACGUUAAUUUGAACAAGUCCUUGUAAAAAAAAAUAAACUUAUUCGGUAUUCGUGCGCAUUAUUAUAACGAUGGCAUAACCAAUUACUUUACGUGCAUCUUACAUUUCAUGUUGUUUUGUUGUAGAAAAAAAUCGUUCAGUGACAUUAUUUUUCAUACGUUAACUAUUUUAUAGAUUAUAACAAUAUGUUGUGCGGACAGUAUAAAAAAAAAAAAUUAUAAUUUUAAAAAUUUACAUAAUAUACGAACAUAAAUUUAAGUACGGCGACGCAUUUUGCGUAUUGAUAUGGUCGAUACGGACACCUUUUUAAUAGGACGUGAUACCCAGACGUGAUGUUUCUAUUAACGGGAAAACUUUAUGCUUUUAUUUUUAAUAUUAGAGUGAUUUAGCUGAUACUGUCUGAAAUGGCUCGGUUUUAUCGAACGUAAAGGCAAGACCGUUAUCUAUAAGCGUAGAUGUUUUUCGAUUUACGAUUUUUAUGUGAGAUUUACGCAUUUUUAAAUGCGCAUAGUUACCGUACUCGUAUCCCGCUUGAAAAUGAAAAUAUCGAGAAACCUCCGCAGAUAAUAUACUCAAUUUUAGAUUUAAUAAUAGGUCAAUUCGCUGUUAUGUUAAAACUGACAGCACAAAAUUACCCUAGCUAAACGAUAAUUUGCUUUGUCGUACAUUCGUAAGACGGAGACAACGCGUACGGGUAUCAGUCCUCUUGAGCAUUAAUUUACGGCGACCAUUCCUCAUUUUUAAACGUGUUCGAAUAUUAGUACUCCCUAUAAAUAUAUGAAAAGCGUCCCACGCAUAAUACCGUGCGAUAUCCUCAUAGGUUGUCCGUUUUACAAACAUACGACAUAGCAUAUUCGCUUACAACGUUGUGCCGUUAGUUUUGAUAUAAUUCACAAAGUCACCUAUUAUCAAACUUAAGGAUUGAGGACAUUGUCUGUACAGCGUUCUCUUUUUUUUUUUUAGUUUUUUCAGUCUCCCGACUGUUACUGCCUUCCUACAACUCUCCCCCAUUCUUUCCCGUCUUCUAUUUUCCAUUUAACAUCUACAUAUUUUAGUAGGCCCAGUUCUCCACGUGUCCGUGAUAUAAAAUUUGUUCUGGGUCUUCCUCUUCUUUGUUUUACUGGUAUAAUUCCUUCAAGAACUACUUGUAUAGGACUGUUAUGUCUAAAAGUACGUCCUUGCGUAGCCAUUGUAAUUUUCUCGUUUUUAUGGCAUGUAUCAUUAUCCUUUGUUCAUUUACUUGUUGCAGUACUUGAUCAUUGCAUUAGUGCCACGUUAUCGUUUUUUUUUUUUUUUCGAUAUAUUAAUAAUGUCGAUAAUAGAUACGAGUACGUGAAAUGUCAUAAUUUUUAAAACGCAUUUAAUAUCCCGCUUGAAAAUUGAAAUAUCGAAAAAAAUAGCACCUACAAUAGCAACGGUGCAAACAGCAUUUUUACCUCUAAGUUUGAUAACAGGACAAUUCGAUUUAAUCAUAAACUAACAAAAUUGUCCCUGUUUAACGCAAAUUUGCUAUGUGAAACGGAUACAAUACAUCAUGCUCGUACACGUUCUCUUAAAUGUAUCUAUGUUAGUAUCUAUUUUCAGAAAAUACAAUUUAAAAUAAUAUACGUUCCUGACACACAAGAUUAUUUUUAAGAUUGACCUCCUCCUUGUAUAAAUUGAAAUUAUAUUUCCGAAAUUCGUGCACUAUUAAUCCCGAUUCACACUUGUACGCCACGACGAACGAAAAUGUCGUCCGGUUCAUAUACUUAGAGUACCCGGCAACGAGAUAGACGCACUAUGUUAUAAUAAACCGAUAUUAUUUUGAUUACAAUGCUCGUUUCGAUCAGUCGGAUUUUCGUACCUAUUUUAACCCGUUUCCGGCACGGCAACGCGAAUUAGUUAUAGAGCCAAAAUCUUACCACAUUUAUUUUUCCCUAUUACUUAAAAAAUAGUUGAGUACUCAUUUUGAAUUUCGUCGUUAAGGACCCACGUAACAUAUAUUAGUUUAGGAAUCCGUUUUGCUACAUAGUGACCUGCAAAUAUAUAUAUUUCAAUUAAAUCGAUUUCGACGGAUAUCGUCUGACUCGUGUCGAUCGUGUCGUGCCAUUUCCGUACAAGUAUGAAUCGGACUUUAUUAUGCGAAAACGGUACGGAUCAGAGAUCUAUUACAUUAUAAUACAUUUUUAGAACUGCUUGUUUCUUAAAUUGCCAAAAAAAAAAAAAAAGAAAAAAAAAUUCCGAGAUAAUGCGUGUUACAUCUGGCUUCACAUUUGGAAAACGGUCGGGUUAAAGGGCCGGGGAAACAACUCGAACGAUGUCGCCGUAACGUGCGUGUACAUAAUUUGAUUGUAUACGCCGCGUGUACAAAUGUAUACAUUAUACAAAAUAUUCAUAGGGCGGAACGAAUAACGCAAUAAUGUAAUUUACUAAUAGUGUGCGCCGACCGAUGUCGUUUAGCCGUCGUCGGCAUUAAACGUUUUUGUAAAUAUUAGAAUAUUGUACCACUUAACAAUGCCAAUGUCAUAGUAUUAAUAAUAUAAUUAACCGAGAGGAUCAACGUUUUCCGAAAAAAAAAAAAAAAAACGGUACGAUUCGGAAACGUUGACGUGGUAAAACGUUUCCCGAAAAAUGUAUGGAAAAAUAAAAUACGGAACAAGUUGUGGAUAGUAGUAUAUUUUUUUUCAAACUAUUUUCUAUUUUUUACCUUUUUUUUAAAUUUCAUACAACUUAUUGUUUUUUUUUUUUUUUUUUUUUUUUUUUUUAUCAUGACCUGAAAAAACAGCUUUUUUUUUCUUGUUUUUACCGGGAAUUUUCUGUAAUUUAGAUCCGUGAGCACGACCAUCCGCAGAGUGUAAAUUCGACCUCGACGGAAUUCGGCCAAUUUUAUUCUGUAACCGGGUCCCCGUAUGCUUCUAACAAUCUCGUUGGAAUAAAACCCCUGAGACGAUGAUGGGUUUUUGAUUUCGUUGUGAAAACGGUUAAUGGGUACACUUCUGGUCAAAAGUGAGAUUCGAUUUUCGGCGUCUCGACGAACACCGAAUCGCCAAUCGCCGAGUGACAUUUUCGCUAACGGUCCGGAGUCAUAGCAAAACGAUCACCUGUCCCAUCACUUUUAUUAACAAGACCGCAACGAUAGUCGGUUUUUCUUUUAAUGGUCUGUUUUCCGAUAAAACGUAUCACGUGAUAGGUCGGACAUUUUUAAUAACUCCGUUACCGAUCUGACCUAUGUGUGUAGGGUAGGGAAGGGAUUAGUGAGAAAAUGUGAUUAUGACGACGUGCGUUUUCACCGUUACGGUAGAAAAAAGUUUUUAUUUUUCUUAAAAUACUAUUUUCAGUUUUCUUACGGACAGUGAGUUCAAUGAUAAAUUAAUAAAUAUGUUUCUAUGUAGAAAACCUUUUAUGCGCAAUAUUUUGAUUUAAAUAAUACUCUUGUUACGCGUUCAAAACACAACUGUAUUGAAACGCUUCGUAAUAAUAUAUUGAAUACUUAUUAUUGUAAUUUCAAAAUUUCGUGGUUUCUUUUUUUUUUUUGAGGAAAUCGUUUUGCGUUUGAAUUUUUGUUUUUGUUUUUUUUUUUUUUAAUGCAUUUUUGAUGAAUUACAAUUUGCAAACCAACCGUUUCAAUGAUAUUUACCGCGUGUUUGAAAUGCGUAUAUAUACGUCACGUUUUCGUCGUUAUCUUUUCGAAAUCUUUUCACGUCGACUUUAUACUAUCGUAAAAAGUGUUUUGACUAUGUAUAGUAAUGUCGACGUUCGUCCGGUUCACGCUAGGGCAACAUAUCCCAGUUAAAUGACCGCUGACAAGAGUCGUCAGUUUAUUUUCUGAAAACAGACUUCAAAGUUUUUAACGUCUACGUAAUAUGCCAUCCAUUUAAUUUAUAAUACAAAUCCAAUGCUGUAAAAAUAUUUGAAAAGUACGUUGUGACAAAGCGUCUAAACAAACGGAACGAUAAUUGCUCGGACGUUACUCGGAAGUGAAACCACCAAUAAUAAAGAAAUGGAUUGAUCACGUCUGUAUAAUAUAUCAGUGGGAUGUGGCGUAGUUUUUUUUUUAUCGUUACUAUUUAUUUAUUUCGAGUCACAGGAUACUAUUUGACGUUAUAUUCUUUUUGCUUCGUCGGCUGGGCGGUUUUUCUAAAUACGCGAAUUUAGCUAUGUUUUUAUAUUUAAAAAUACCAACUGGAACCUACCUAGAUCAAUACGAAUCGAUUCGAAUUUAUUUAGGCAUGUAAAAAUUACCCGAUAAACUAGACGUCGUUAAGAAGAAGAAAAAAAUUACACCACCAUAAAAAGUUUGAUUCUGACCGUGUGAUAAGCUAAAAUUAAUUUCUUUAUCCUUUAUACCUGACACAGUUUGUUCGUACUGAUAAACCCGUCGAAAUCUGUCGCUGUUAAUAGAUACCUUUUUUUUUUUUUUUUUAGAAAAUCUAAAAAUAUUUAGCGAUUUUCGAAUAACAAGCAGCACGUUUAUUAUGUUCAACAAUUUCUACUUGUUCUACUUGCUCUAUAACAUGUGGACAGAGUUUUAAUUUACCUGCAGAAAUUUAAACAGCCAAUGCCGUAAACUAACCUCUUGUCGCGAUGUUGAUUUCAGGUGACCGUCGUAUGUUCGGUGGAUAGAAGGCGCACCGAAACAUGUCCGAAUGCGGUUACGGUAGCAGCGAAGAGACCGCUUCGCUGCUGGUCAAGAGCUCGCCGCCGGUCGCCCGGUCUACGGCCGUCACCGUCGUCUCUUCGGACUCGCCCGUUAUCAGCAGCGGCGACGAAGGGGGCAGUGGUAUCGGUGGCGCCGGUAGCGGCGGAGGAGUUAGCACCGGUGGCGGUGCAGGAGUAAACUCCGGUGGCGGCGGCGGCGAUGGCGGAGGAGGAGGAGGAGGAGGAGGAGGUGGCGGAGGAGUAGGAGGAGGAGGAGGAGGUUUGUCGUCCGGCGGAAAACCCGUGUUGACUAGACAGGACUGCACCACUUCGCUGAUCCCGCACAACCACCGGGACCUGCGGAACGCCAUGCCGACGCUCGGCAGCAGUGACGACAGCGGACCGCCGCCGUGCAACGACGGGGGCGCGGCGGCCCGGUCGGUACCGGACAUCGAGCUGCACUGCCGGUAUCUGGCCGUGAACCGGUGUCAGUGUCAGCGGCGCAAGAGCCACUGUAUAUCGCGGUCGGUGUCCCGGGAGAGCGUGCACGGCCGGAACAACGCUACCGGCAGCGCGCUGGCCGUCGGCAACACGGGCGGCGUCAGCGGCCCCGGGUGCUACGGUUACGGAUACCCGUACGGCGUCCCCGGCGGCGGCGCGGGCGGCUCGGGAUCCGGUUGCGUCGGCGGCGGCGUCUCGUCCGCGUACGGCCUGUCGCCGCCACCGCCCGUGCUGCUAACCACGUCCCCGAGCUCCCGGAUCAUCAGACAGAGCUCGCAGCCCGAGGCCACCGGGAGCGUGUCAAUGAUGUGUUCCGGCCACUGUUGUCACAUGCAUCACCAGCCCAGCUCGUCACUGCGGCAGCUCAGGGACCCGGCCGACAACAUAGCCAUGAUCGCGGCCGACUCCCUGCGGAUUAACGGCGCGAUCAGACAAUUCCGACAGGUUGUACAACAAACCUAUUUUUAUUCUUUUUUCCCCUACAUAUUCACCACUGUCGUAAUACAAUAUUAUUAUGUUCCCUCGAAACGACCCCGUGGUUCGUAUAUUCGAUAA